AUGGCCUCAAUAAGCGAUCUGGGGAGCGAAAUCCUCAAAAUUGGAGGAUUGGACAAGAAUUAUGAUAUCGAUUCGGUGGAUCGGAUGAAAUACGUGUACACGAAUUGGGUUCUCAUCGGCACAGCGGUGUUCAUUUUCGCGCAAAACUACGGGAAAGACUCGGUGAAUUGUUGGGCGAACAACGAGAUUAAGGGUGCAUGGGAACAAUAUAUUGAGACAUAUUGUCUAAUCGAGAAUACAUAUUUUGUGCCGAUGAAUGAAAGCAAUAUCCCGGUGAGGGAAAGGAGAGGUGAUCGUCGUAUGGUUUAUUAUCAAUGGGUACCAUUCAUUCUUGUCGGAAUGGGUCUUUUCCUUUACAUUCCGAGAUGGUUUUGGAGAAAUUCGCAGAAAAGAUUGAAAAUCGAUCUCCCGUCAAUUACGAUGAAUUUACGGAAAAUGGCGGCAAAGAUCGAGAAAAUCGAUGAUGGAUUACCAUUGAUUGUAAUGAAAUUUCAAGAGCAUUUCGGCAAUCGUCUAUCAAUGAGUUUACUGCUCGCAAAAUUUUUCUCGAUUUGUGUGAUUCUUGCCGAGUUGGUCAUCCUGAAUAUUGUUCUCGGUCCCGAAUACACUUUUUGGGGUUUCGGUGUUCUUCGGGAUCUCUUGCGCGGUCGAGAAUGGCACACGAGUGGUCAUUUUCCAAGGGUGACAUUUUGCGAUGUGCAAGUCCGCGAGAUGGGUAAUGUGGUGCACAAUUGGACACUGCAAUGUGUGUUGAAAGUGAACAUGUUCAACGAGAAAGUUUUCCUUUUCCUUUGGUGGUGGUUGAUCGUUCUUCUUUUCGUUUCAAUUAUCAAUCUUUUCUCGUGGAUUUAUCGAGCUGUUCUUCGACAUAAUAACACCGCUUUUGUGAAGCAAUUGUUGGACUUCAGCGGCUAUUCUGAAUCCCAUACAACAGUCGAUUAUUUUGUGGAUGAUGUGUUGAAAAGAGAUGGAUGUAUGGUGCUCAGAUUGAUUGCCGAUAAUGCUACUUCAUUUGAGGCAGUUGAAUACGUAAAACCAUUGUGGAUUAACUACGCGAAAUCUCAGGAAUUACAAAGAAGAAUGACACUUGAACAACAACAACCAGGACCACAUCAACACGAGGAA
This is a messenger RNA of Mesorhabditis belari, 1125 nucleotides long. The record is from the annotation of a GenBank genome assembly. NCBI's taxonomy places the organism in Eukaryota, Metazoa, Nematoda, Chromadorea, Rhabditida, Rhabditidae.